AUGGCAGCGAGUGAAGGUAGCAGCAGUUCCAAAGAUCUCGACCAGACACCAACGUGGGCCGUUGCUGUCUGGCUUGGAAAAAAGCAGAAGAAGGCUUUGCUCGAAGCUCUGGAGAAGGUCAAGGCUGAGUUGAUGAUUUUAGGUUUCAUUUCACUUCUUUUGACUUUCGGGCAGAGUUACAUUGUCAAAAUAUGUAUUCCUGCAAAACUCGCAGACAAAAUGUUGCCAUGUCCGUAUAAAUAUAAGGAGGCAGACAAGGCAUCAAACAGUGGAGGGAACCAUCGUAGGAAACUUUUUGCUUAUGAACGUAGAUAUUUAGCUGCUGAUUCUACCUCGUUUAAAUGCAAUGCUGAGAUACGUGGAUGGAAGGCAUGGGAGGAAGAGACUUCAACUCAUAAUUAUGAGUUCGCCAAUGGUAUGGGUUCCAACAAUCGCUGCUUCUUUAGGCAGUUUUAUUGGUCUGUAAAUAAGACUGAUUACCAAACUUUGCGUAAUGGGUUUAUCAAUAUAAUUUUGGCUGUUGGAACAAAACUUCAAGCCAUAUUGGCUAAGAUGGCGCUUGAUAUCACCGAAAGACAUGCAGUUGUCCAAGGCAUGCCUCUUGUCCAAGGCUCAGACAAACACUUUUGGUUUGGUCGGCCGCAGUUGGUUCUUCAUCUUAUCCAUUUUGCUUUGUUCCAGUAUUCUUUUGGGGUGAAAAACUGUUUUCGCACUGAUUACAAGCUUGCAACAAUAAAAGUAGCUAUAGGGAUUGCGAUGCUAUGCCUCUGCAGCUACAUCACCCUUCCAUUAUAUGCUCUUGUAACUCAGGUAUACCUAAAAGUUUUUAUUUCCUGGCCUGCAUGA
Sphenostylis stenocarpa is the source of this 846-nucleotide messenger RNA. Lineage: Eukaryota; Viridiplantae; Streptophyta; Magnoliopsida; Fabales; Fabaceae. The record is from the annotation of a GenBank genome assembly.